This is a messenger RNA of Rotaria sp. Silwood2, 270 nucleotides long. The record is from the annotation of a GenBank genome assembly. Lineage: Eukaryota; Metazoa; Rotifera; Eurotatoria; Philodinida; Philodinidae.
AUGCAUGAAACAAUUCCUCUUGCCAAAGGACUUAUUUGCAAUUCGAUUCUUGAAUUGGAUGAACAAAUCCUAAACGAAUUACGUCGACAAUCUGUACCUGGUUCAAAUAUACCUAUUCUAUUUGUAGCACCGCUUAUGUCCGAAGAUAUUGGCCAGAAGCAACAGGUGAGAAUUAAAAUUCGAUCUUACGAGGGAACCCCGAAUUGCCUCGCAAGUUACGACUCCGUAUUAUCAUUCAUAGUAGGCCUCGAUUGGAUUAAGAAAGCUUAA